Messenger RNA from Rotaria sp. Silwood1, 1071 nucleotides. NCBI's taxonomy places the organism in Eukaryota, Metazoa, Rotifera, Eurotatoria, Philodinida, Philodinidae. The record is from the annotation of a GenBank genome assembly.
AUGCAUACACUUAUUGUUAUUAUUAUUACUAUUAUUGUUAGUUUUCUACAAUUCAAUAAUAUAUUAUGUCAAUCAGAAUAUGGAAGUUUUUUUCCAAUACCAUUAACUAUACCAUAUGAAGAUCCUAAUUUUCAACGAUGUCCUAGUGAAACUGGAGCAUAUGUUCAUACAACAAAUUGUUCACUUUUUCAUCAUUGUACAUUUGGUAUUCAUAGAAUUUAUUCAUGUAUUGAUGAAUUCUUUUUUAAUCCAAUUAGUAAUCGCUGUCAACGUUUAUCAAUGGAAAAAGAAGUUAAAUGUGAAGUAAUUCUUCAAAAAAUGAUGGAUUUAGAUUUUUAUCCACUUAUUGAAAUCGUUAAAGAUUACGAAUAUCAUCAUCAUCGAAAAUCAGCAACAUCAAAAUGUAUUCAAACUGGAAUUUAUCCAGAUAUACUCGAUUGUUCUCUCUUUCAUUAUUGUCAUGAAAAUAAAUAUCAUGAAAUAUUUAAAUGUUCAAAUGGACUUCAUUUUGAUCCAAAAACAUACAUGUGUUUACCUUCUCAACUGGUUAAUUGUCAAUAUGAACUAUCAACAAAAAUAGAAGAUGAUAUAAUUACUAUUUGUCAUAAUUAUGCACCUGGAACAUAUUUACCUGUACCAAAUCGUUUUGAUGAAUUUAUAAUAUGUAAAACUGAUGAUAGAAGUAUUUCGAUGAAAUGCAAAUCUGGUUUGAUUUAUAAUGCAUUGACUACAGCUUGUGAGAAAGGACCUUGUACUUUUGAUUCAACUUUAUGUAAAAAUGAAGGUCAAUGUAUAGAUGAACCAACAAAUGAGAAAGGGUUUAAAUGUAUAUGUUCGAAUCAAUUUCAAGGAGAUUUUUGUGAGAAAGAUAUCAAUCUCAUAGAAACAACUGAACAAGUAAAUUAUAGAGAUAUAAUGGCAAAAAAUUCUAAUAGUUUUCUUCAACAAAACAAUUUUGAUGAAACAACACACAUACCAUAUACUGAAAAAGUAAUUACACUUCGAAAGAAUAAAUCUAUAAUAACUACCAAAGCCUCAAUUCAUUUAUCACAAAAUAAACCAUUAAUUUAG